Messenger RNA from Prorocentrum cordatum, 2746 nucleotides. The record is from the annotation of a GenBank genome assembly. NCBI's taxonomy places the organism in Eukaryota, Dinophyceae, Prorocentrales, Prorocentraceae.
GCCGAUGUCGAGGACUGCUUCUACAACUUCGCCAUCGAUGGCUUGGCGGAGUGGUUCGGUUUCGACGACCCGCUGCCCGCCGCCGAGAUCAGGGACACGCACGGCAUCAAUGUCGGAGCGUUCUGGGACCCCGAGCUGAACGCGAUGGUCUCCGUGGAGGACGACAUUGUCCUGUACCCGUGCAUGCGCGCUAUGUGCAUGGGGUGGUCCUGGGCUCUGUACUUCGCGCAGGAGGCUGUGUCCGCUAUGACAGAGCGGGCGCUGCGCUCGUCGUCUCUACCGACGCCUGCCAUGGUGAAGGAGCAUCAUCCCGCGCCCGACUUGAAUGAGUCUAAGGUCAUGGGGAGCGUCUACGUGGACAACAUCGCUGUCUUCGGCAGGGACGCUCCUCUGGCUCGUGAGGCGAGCUCCGCCCUGCAGGCUGAAGCUGAUCGAUCGGGUUUGCCAAUCACGUGGUCCUAUCCUGAUGUGGUGACCCACCUCGAGACCGUAGGCGUUGAGAUCGACCUCAGGAAGGGGAAGCUUCGCAACAAGGCCUCCCGAGUGUGGCGGUUCGACUUGGCCACCCGCGCUCUCCUGCGUCGUGGCAAGAUGCGAGGAGAGCACAUGGAGGUCUGGCUGGGCCACGCUGCAUCGCUGCUGAUGCUGGCCAGGCCUGGGUACGCCGCGCUCUCGGCCACGUACCGGUUCGCCGAGACCGCCUGGGGUGUUCGGACCCCUCUGCCGCGUGAGGUCAUGCACGAGAUGAGGUUGGUCACUGGGCUGGUCUGGCUCGCUGAGGUCGACCUGGCGGCGCCCUACGUGCCGCAUGUCUAUGCCAGCGACUCCGCCGACAACGGGUACGGCCUGAUGUGCAAGAAGGCCACGGUCGAGGAGAUGCAGUCGGCCUUCCGCUGGAAGGAGAAGUGGAGCUUCAGGCAGCACCUCCGAGGCCCCCGAGUCGGUCUGACUUCGGCCGCUGAUAUCGCUGAGAUGGGCGGCUACAAGGAAGUAGACGAGACGCAGCUGGAUCACGAGGUGGGGCCCCGCUGCCGCUCCGCCGAGCCGAACGCUGCCUCCGCCCCUGCCGCGGCCUUCGGCCAGUGGCUGCAGAGCAAGGCCGAGGAGGGCUCUGCCCUCGACAGACCUCAUCGGCCUCGCCCUCGCCGUCUGCGACGGCGCCCAGCCGACCCUGACGAUCCCGACGCCGAGUGCCUCGGUCAGGUGGGUCCCCUGGCACCGCCGCUGCCCGCCUCCUGGUUCGACUCGGAGGGCUUCAAGCUGGUGGCGGCAAGGCGCCGGCGCUGGCCUGGGGAGCACAUCAAUGUGAAGGAGACCCGCGCCGCAGUGAUGGGACUGCGGCAUGCCUGUUGCGUUCGCCAGAAUUGCGGACGCCGCCUAGUUUCUCUCGUGGACUCCAUGGUAUGUGUUGGCUGCCUGGACAAAGGGCGGUCCAGCCGCUCAGCAGCUUUGAACGCGCAGUGCCGGCGAGCUGCGGCCUACACAAUCGGGUGUAGAGUGCGUUGGAGGCUGCGGUAUGUCAACGCGAAGUUUAACGUGGCCGACGCUCCAUCUCGUCGGUUCGAGCACAACUCCCCCGACAAAGGCCAGGGUUUCUUGGAGCUGUUCUCGGGCGAGGGUGGGCUCUCCAAGGCGCUCGAGGAGCUCGGCCUGUCUACUUACCCCUGCAUGGACAUCAAAGAUGGGGCUCGCUAUGACCUCCAGGACCCGAAGGCGCUGGAGCUCACCCCCGCAGUCUUUGCCAGGCGUGGGCCCUGGCCGCGGGCAUGUCAGCGCCUGCGCGAGCCCGAGGCGGCCCAGGCCCGCCUGACGGCGGGGGCCUGGAGGCCCGGCUUCGCGAUGCUGCGCGACGGCCGGCUUCGCGCGCCCGCGGGCGCCUCCGACCAGCUCGGCAGCGGCUUCAAGCGGAGCCUGACCUCGGGCUCACUGGCGCCGUCGACUCAGCCGACCUCGAGAGCAGGUUUGACCACCUGCGGCCUUUCAUCGUCUUCGGUCAGGACUCCAACCUCGAAGCAGCAAGGAAGCAGGCAGCCCGCUCGAGGAAAGGCCCGAAAGGUCGCUGGCCGCCGCUCCCGCGUCUCUAGCUUCGUGGAGGCGAUCAAGGGCCGCAACCUGAGCUUUGGGCCGACGGCGCCAGUCCCUGCGGAUGGAGGUGUCGCCCGUUUCGGUUCGAUCACCUCGACGUCGCUCGAGCGAUAUGGGACUGCAGUUCGCGAGUUUUUCGACUGGGCGACGCGCUCAGAUGACCUCAGACAAGCUCCAGAGUCCGUUAUCGAUCAGAAAAUGUGCAAGUACUUCGAUGUUCUCAUGAGUGAUGCUCGACAGGCCGCUGAAGGACGGUACACACUCUGGGGGUAUCUGACUUUCUUCCCACGGUCGGACAUCGCCAAGUCCGCCCGCCUCGCGAUGGCUCGUGAGGCGAUGAAGGGCUGGGUCCGCAGGUUUCCUGGCUCCUCACGACAUCCGUGGCCUCUCUCGGUUUUCUAUUUGUUCAUGACUGUCUUCCUGAGGGACAAUCACACCGAGGCUGCCGUCGCCCUGGCCAUCCAGCUAGACGCCUACCUGAGACCUUCUGAGAUUUGCGAACUGCGGUGGUGCUCCGUGGUUCAGCCCUCAAAGCUCUCAUCUUCAUUGUCAAGAAACAAGUGGGCUGUUGUCAUUGGUAACUCAGACCUCGGUGAGACCACGAAGACUGGUGAGAGUGAUGACACUGUAGUCCUCGACUCUAUCGGCCGUGAGUGGGUAG